AUGUCUGGGCAAAAUGAAGCGUUGCAGAAGAUGCUGCAGGAGAUCAGCCAGAAAAAGGCUUUCGCCGAGCAACAACUCCUAAUUGUUCGGCAGCAAAAGGCAGCGCGCACACGGGAAGGUCGCAUGCUGCAGCUGACAUCGGCCGAGGUAUCGUCGCUGCCUGCAGAGACAAAAGUUUACGAGGGUGUGGGAAAGAUGUUCGUGUGCACGCCAAUCCCAGAUGUGCAAAAACGUAUUGAGACUGAAGAGAAGGCAAUGAAGACUGAAAUGGCGAAUUUGAACAAGAAGGAGGACUACCUGGAGAUGACCUACAAGAACAGUAAGAAUGCAAUUGAGGAGGCACUCAAGAGGCAGGGCUGA
This is a messenger RNA of Boeremia exigua, 360 nucleotides long. Its product is annotated as Prefoldin. Gene Ontology annotation, cellular component: cytoplasm; prefoldin complex. Bases 1 to 360 code for a protein of 119 amino acids. The record is from RefSeq and is a predicted model, not a curated record. NCBI's taxonomy places the organism in Eukaryota, Fungi, Ascomycota, Dothideomycetes, Pleosporales, Didymellaceae. Gene Ontology annotation, molecular function: protein folding chaperone. Gene Ontology annotation, biological process: protein folding. The transcript has 3 exons.